Messenger RNA from Haemonchus placei, 531 nucleotides. Lineage: Eukaryota; Metazoa; Nematoda; Chromadorea; Rhabditida; Trichostrongylidae. The record is from the annotation of a GenBank genome assembly.
AUGUUCGAGCUCAAUCAGCCCCUCGUUUUUCCAGCGGCACCUUUGCUCACAGUCAUAUUAGCUUUAGUUGGCAUGGAAGCAAUAAUGUCAGAAGUAUUUGCUGACACCACCACAGCUUUUUAUGUGAUACUGAUUGUUUGGAUUGCUGAUCAGUACGACGCGAUCUGCUGCCAUUCGCAUGUCAGCAAACGCUUUUGGUUGAGGUUUUUCUAUCUAUACCAAUUUUUCUUUUACGCCUAUCAGUAUCGUUUCGGUGGUCAAUACGGUGGAAUGGCCCUCAUCACUUCAACAGCAUUCAUAUUUCACUCGAUGAUAUUCUUUUUUCACCAUUAUGAAAUGCCCCUGAUACUGUAUCAGGAUCGCCUUCAACGUAUUUUGACUGAGAUAGACCCAGCACCGGAUCAAGCUGAAGUGGCGUCCACUAGUUUUGCGCAUGCGGAAUUAGUCAAUGCUGAAAGAACAGCUGAUGCUGUGGAGCAAGUUGCUAACGAAGUCGUAUCGGAAGCCAUUGAUGAAUUGUUUCAAUCGUAA